CUGGAAAUCUAAGCUGCUACAAAAGUAUUGAUAGAUCCAUAGGAUUUAAACCACAUACGGAACUGAUUAUUUGCCACUCCAAAUAUAUUAUGCUGAAAAUAUAUUAUAUUCCCACUGGAAAUGUUACUACAGACAGCAGCGUGGUGUUCUCUAAAUUAUACAUGUAUGCCUAUACAAAGACAAAUUGAGUUAUGCAUAGGUUAGGAUGAUUAAUGGCUGUUAAUUAAUCCAAUUAAUCACUCCUCCGUGCAAUCUAGGUCUGUGUAGAGCGUCGAUGGAGCAGAGAGGAAAAUCAAUGGAAGUAUUAGCAUAUAUAGCUAUAUGUAUCUGCAUAUAGUUCCGCAUGAGCACUGAUUUAGUCUUCCUGAAGAAUAACGUGUAGCAGACCAUGACUAGUAUAUGUAAAUACUAAAGUAAGGGAUGGCGUAAGUUCAGUAGGAUGAAAAAUGUCAAUGAUCAUGACGCGACGAAUUGAUUAAGGAGGAUAUUGAUGAGUAAAUGUCUCGAGGAUAAUAAUAUGAUCUCUUUGCGGCAACAGCGUAAAACUGAGAGACAAAAGAAAUGAAUGGUAAAUCAACAUACUUCUUUAAUGCAUUGGAUAAUAACUCGGCUGCUGUAAACUAUUACAUAUGUGCUUUACAUAUAGGAAAAACAAUGAACUAAUACGUAUAUGUAGAGAAUCGUGAAAAUUAACUGAUAAUUGAAAGGUCUUGGCAACUAAUAGUAGUGAAUUCUUCUUUGCCAUAUAAACGAAUCCCACGAUUAUUGGAUUGAACCAGUGUUCUGAGCUACCUGCCUAUCCCAAGACCUAUUUUUAAACUAAGCGUCUAUAUAUCCAGCAUACGCUCUGGUAAGAAGAUAAACAAGGUGUUUCUAAAAGUAGACAUUUCAUUCGGAGUCAUGGAUUAUAACACAAAAGCAGCUUUGAUUAUUUCUUCUGAAUAAGAAGCCAUGGGGAGCUUUGAAUAACAAAAAUGCUUGAUAUAUCGCAUAACCUGAUAUACAACAUCUAUGUCAUAUUAUUGUAUGUGGCUUAGGAACUAAUAUCAACAUGUCUUUAAAGCAACGAGCUGGUAACCAUGACAACCACAAUAAUCGUCAGGAAGAGCGCAAAGAAGAAAUACAGGGUGACUGUUCAAAUGCACCUUCUGAUGUAUCAUUUUGCAGAUACAUGAAUUGCCGUGCAUUGCCUGGCAACCCGUACAAUCCAACCAAUCAUGAACACUUAGCAAAUGUUGCCACACAUGGGUUGCUCAUUGUGCCAUCUAUAUUUGGAUUAGGAUGGAUGCUGACCCUUGCAGAUGAAUCCAGUGAAUUCUGGAUUGCUGUCAUAUAUGGGGCGGCCCUGGUGGCACUCUUCACAGUCUCAACUACUUAUCACACCAUCUCAUUUAGUGGGAAAUUCAACACAUUGAAGAAUAUCUUGCAUAUAGGCGACAGAGCAGCAAUAUAUAUUUUUGUAGCAGCAUCAUAUACACCAUGGCUAGUUACCAAGGAGAUGUCACUUGACUUGAGAGUAGAGGCAUUAUGGGUAAUCUGGACCAUGGCCAUCUUGGGCAUACUGUAUCAAUACAAUUUCCAUGAGAAGUACAAAUCAUUAGAGGUGCUGUUUUACCUAAUCAUUGGUGUAUGUCCUGCAAUGAUUGUUGUGUUUGCCAUGAAGGAAUCCUCAGGAUUACAUGAACUGGCACUAGGAGGCAUAAUUUACAUUAUUGGAACAAUGUUUUUUAAAUUAGAUGGAAUUGUUCCAUUUGCACACGCAAUCUGGCAUUGCUUUGUAAUAGUUGGAGCCACCAUACAUUAUUAUGCCGUCUGCAAAUAUGUGCUAGGUGUUCGGCAAGUUGCUCUAGUUCAAGAAACAAUACAAAUUAUACAUGACAGUUAACUUGAUGGACUAAAUAUAAUGCCACCUAUAAUUAGGAGAUUCAUUCAUAU
Owenia fusiformis is the source of this 1935-nucleotide messenger RNA. Lineage: Eukaryota; Metazoa; Annelida; Polychaeta; Sabellida; Oweniidae. The record is from the annotation of a GenBank genome assembly.